UUGCAGUGUAAGUGUGUUUUUUUUUUUUUUCUUUUUUGCUUGCGUGUGCAAAUGCCGACUUUUUGGAGAUGUCAGCUCCUGCAAACCGGCGCCGUUGCUCUGUAAAGGGCUGUAAGGUUAGUGAUCGCGACAGCGAGUCUUUCAGCAGCCAUGUCGCCCCGAAAGAUGACAAGCUAAAGGCUAUUUGGCUGGAGGCAAUCGGGCGUUCGCGUAGCGACAAACGUGUCCAAGUAUGUUCUCGUCAUUUCGCUCCGGAGGUCUUCGAGCUUAGCACCGCGCACACCGAACGUCCGCGAUUGAGACACGGGGCGGUCCCGACGCUAUUCCUACCGGGUGCAACAGCUGCAACUGCAGCAUCAUCGCUGAUAACCAGACCAACAUGGCCAGCACCCGUGCCGAACCGUGACGGCCGAGUUGGAAGCCUCUCUACAGCUCGCUGCUGCAGGUGCUCUGCUCCUCGUGCAACCGUUGGCACACAAACGGAGGCGGACACUGCAGGUUCUCUCAUACCCAUGUACCUCGUGCUUACAUCAGCUGCCUCGGAAAAACCAGGCCACGCAGCAUGGACAACUCGAGGCUCCGGUUCAGUCUGUGACCCUUCUGGUAAAGGAGGGGCGUGCUCAAAGGAGAUCAACUCUCUAUCAGAACCCACAACAGGCAUUCUCUUCAAAUGCUGUUUCUGCACCCAUGUUGCGGGGGAUCAGCGUGGAAUCCUCAGUCACCUGGUUGUCCAUAGCGAUCAACACCUCGAGCGCCAGCAGUGCCCAGCAGAUCCCCCUUCCAAAGAGCAAGACAUGAGAUGCAACACUGAAAUUGACGAGCCAGAAAGAACUUUUGAGUGUCAUCUGUGUCCAGAAGCUUUUCAGGAAAAUAGUCAACUGGUCAAUCACAUUGGAAUGCACACAUGUGAAAAACCUUUCAGAUGUCAGGAGAGCUCCGAAACAUUUUUUCUUAGUAGUUCCCUGGACUCUCACAUCCAAGUCCACGCAAGUAAAAAGCCUCACAAGUGCCAGGAGUUCUCUGAAGCAUUUGCUCAAAGUGAUACUUUGGCCAUCCACAUGCAAACCCACACUGGUAAAUGUUCCCAAACCUUUGAUAUGCGUGCAGCCCUAAAGGCACACAUUUGAAGGCACUCAGGCGAGAGACCUUUCAAAUGCAAGUAAUGUCCAAAAGCCUUUAGUAACCGUACGAACCUGAGGCGGCAUGUUCAAACGCAUACAGGUGCGAUACCUUACAAAUGCGAUAAAUGUUCCAAAACCUUCACUUCACAUGGGAACCUGACACAGCACAUUUGAAGCCACAUGGGCAAAGUGUCUUUCACAUGUAAAAAAUGUGCCAAAGCUUUUAGUGUGCGUGGGAACCUGAUCUGCCACAUGCAAACACAUAUGGAAGAGACCUUACAUAUGUGAGCACUGUUCCAAUGCCUUUAAGGUGCGGAAGUACCUGGUGAGGCACAUUCAAACGCAUGAGGGGUCAUAGAAUCAUAUGUCCCACAACUCGUCUGCGUCAGCCGGCCUGAGCAGAGCGAUGAUUUGUCUGAAAAGAAAGGCGGUCCGGUAUAAUGCGCCUCAUAUAUGAGAGCAGUCAGAGUUGUGCUCUGGUCGGCUACAUACUAACGUGCAGGCGAAGGUUCCCCUGUGUUGACGGUUUGCAAGCGCUUCUUUACUGUACUGGUUGUCUAGCUUUGAAUCGGUCCGAUAAACCUUUCUGGGGUGUCAGCACAAAUCCCUUUGGAAAAACUGGCUUCGUCUGACCUGUUUGAUUUCAGUUGUAGCUAGUGCUCAGUGUUUUAGGGGCUAACUUUUUGUUUUUAGAUUUGGGCGGUGUUUUUUGUGGGUUUUAUAUCCUCCCGGAGGUUCAAUAUUUUCCAGGGUUAAGUCGUACCAAAAUCGCCGUUUAUUGGGGCUUAGUUCAAAGAAAAUGAUCUGGAUGAGCAUCAUACCGGCGUGCGGUCGUGUAUCACGCACUGGCUAAAUUGCUCAUCUGCAGCGUGAGACUCGUCGCAACUUAAAUGGCUGACCAACUACACGCUGUAUAAAUAUCCCCACUACCCCCAAAGUUCAAAGAAAACAGGAUACUGGCAUAGGAUUCCCCAACCUCAUGGAACACGCGCAUGACCCGAGAAGGAAAGGAGAUAAGGAAUGUGAUUCUUGAGUAAAGAUGCAUCCUCACAAACACUUGAGUGUGAGCUGUGUUUCGGGUCAACACAAAAUACUCCCAUAUCACACAUAACGAGCAAAGCUCGAUGCCUUUAUAGGUGCGUUAAGUUUCCAUUAGGCAAAACAUUUCUGAGCUUCUCAGAAAAAUAUAAAAACCUGUAGAGUUUGUGCAACCGGCAGCAUCGAAAUUCGACGAGUGUUAUUGGAUUUUAUCAGAUUUAUCCGAAAACGCAGGAGCCACAUUGGCGAUAUAUAUCUGGGACCAUUUUUUCCUAGUUUGUACUUGGGACCAUUAGUUCAGGGACCAUUUGUUCCGGAACCGUUUGUUCUGUUUCCCCCUCUGGAGUGGUGCAACUUGCACCAGCCUGAGUCUCCGCACCCCAUUCUCGUAGCGCAGUUUGUGCAUGCCAUCCCAGCAUCAAGUGCACCAACGGAGAGUAACUUCUCAUUGGCCGGCAUCGAUUUAA
Ixodes scapularis (black-legged tick) is the source of this 2626-nucleotide messenger RNA. Its product is annotated as zinc finger protein 271. The transcript has 5 exons. Bases 69 to 1127 code for a protein of 352 amino acids. NCBI's taxonomy places the organism in Eukaryota, Metazoa, Arthropoda, Arachnida, Ixodida, Ixodidae. The record is from RefSeq and is a predicted model, not a curated record.